GCGGUGCGCGCGCGGAGGCAGAGCAGCGUUCAGAGUCCCAGCCCGGCACGGACAGGUUCAGCGACGUCCUCUAUCCUAACCGGACUCCGCCACAGGACGCGGGCAAAACGAAGGAAGAACGCAGUUUUUUUUUAAAGCGCCCCUCUUAUUUGACCGUUUAACGACAGGAGUGCGUUUACCGGGAACUUUGGUCCUCAGAGCAGCCGUUACUGGAGCAUGGAAGCCGGCGUGUAGAGAAGUGCGUCAGCCCCAAACUUCAGACUUUUACAGCAGGUUUAUUUUAAAAACUAACCUGCAUAAAACUUUUAAAACCCCCGCUCCUUAUGGACUCAGGUUGUUUCCCAGUGUUGUUUCACACAGGCUAAACAUUUUUAAACUACUCAGUUGCUCCUAGUUGAAAGCAAAGCCCAGCAGAGCCGGGACGUGGAUGUAUUUCCAGCCAUGGAUGUAACAGUUUACCCACCUCCUCCUCAGCCUCUGUCCGCCUCAGAACACACCAGACUGGGCCAGCUCUCCUACCCUGACCCGCCGUUUGGGACCAGCAAGCUGGAUGGAGAGACCAUGUUCCUGGGUAUGCAAGAAGCAGGCCUUGAUUUCACCUCAACAAAUCAGUUUCGUGUGCCACAACCCCCUCAUCCGCUCAUGAAGGUUACACCACCAAACCCACCCUCACACCAAUGGAGGAGGGAUGCACACAUGGCCGACAUACAUCGUCUCACCUGGUCAUAUCCAGUGAAUGGUUUGAGCGAUGAGGAUUUCAACAUCCCACCCAUCACACCUCCCACAUUACCAGACCACAUGCUGCCCCCUCACCUGCCCCAUGAUUCUUCUGGACUGUACCACUCUGUGGAGCCCCCAUCCAGUUCAGCUCCACACCACCACCCCUUCCAGCUGCAAGCUGUGGAGCUGUCUGGCAUGCCUGGCAGGCAGGAUGGAGCUGCUGUUCUGAACCAAGAUAGUGGCACGUUCAGCCCUGGAGGCGGACCCAUGACCAGUACUCUGUCUGUGAUGCAGCAGAUGGUAAACUCGGAUUCUCGGUUUACCUGCAGCCAACAACCAAUCAAAGCAGCACUUGGACCAAGGAGCCAGUCGGGUCUAAACCAUCAAAACCAGUUGUCUACCAUCAACCAAUCCCAGCUGGGGCUGAACGGGAACCCUGUUAACCACAACUCCCCCUCUCCUCCUGGAAGUAAAUCCACCACACCGUCUCCAGCCAGUUCAGCGCAUGAGGAUGACAAUGAUGACGGACUCAGGGGAGAGAAACGUCCCGCAUCAGUCGACAUCUCAAAGAAACCCAAAACACCAAAGAAGAAGAAACGCAAGGAUCCCAAUGAGCCAGUGAAGCCGGUUUCAGCCUACGCCUUGUUCUUCAGGGACACCCAAGCCAACAUCAAGGCCCAGAACCCCAACGCCACCUUCGGGGAGGUGUCAAAGAUUGUGGCCUCCAUGUGGGACGGCCUGGGAGAAGAACAGAAGCAGGUUUACAAGAAGAAGACUGAAACGGCUAAGAAGGAGUAUCUGAAACAGCUGGCUGCCUACAGAGCCAGUCUGGUCUCACAGAGCUACAACGACCCAUCUGAGAUGAAACCCCCCCACUCUUCCACUACGUCUUCCCCCUCUCCUACCUCCAUGUUCUCUCCUAAACCUUCUGUUUACCCUGGUCACCCAGGCCAGCACUCCUCCUCCAGCUCACUCACCCAUCCUCUUCCUCCUCCUCAACACCCAGGCAUGUACAUGCCCUACCCUCACCCGUCACACCCUUCCCACGUCUCAAGCCCUGGUCUUGGCCCACAUGUGCCCCCUCCUCACGCCCAAAUCCAUCCCCAGCUCCAAGCUCUGUCCUCCAGAGGGACUGUGCCACGGGCCAGUGUCCCCCACCAGGGAGCCCUGUCCCUGGGUAACAUAGCAGCAGCGUCCACCCCUCCUCUUCAGGUGAGCCCUCCACUCCACAGCCAGGCACACCUGGGAGGGCUGCACAGUCCACAUCACCACCAGCACCAGCAGCUCAGCGGACACUCACUGGGAAUGACCCGCGCGCCUGCCAUCACACAGGGCUACCCUUCAUCUCUCCAGUCUGACUAUCAGCCAAUGGGAGGAGGUAUGCUGAAUAGUGGAUCAGUGAUGUCAUCAUCAGUGGACUACCACCAGCUUGGGCGUCACACACCAAACCACCACCCCUCUUUGGACUGGAGCAGCGAUUACCAUGGAGGUCAUCAGAGGGACAAACCUUUGUAUCUGAGCUAAUCUCAGAAUCAAAGGAUGCCAAAAGCCGACCCUCCUGCUGCCACGCCGUGAACCUCCUGCCACGCGUCCCCGUCAGCCCAGCUCAGCCUGGAUCGAACAUAUGGACUUAGAGUGGACUUGUUGACAAAAUGUGAACUAAACAUGAACUCGGCACUUAAACCCCCCCAGCAGAAGGAUAAUUAUGUAUAUUUCUUUAAGAUAAAACAGUGUUACCAAGUGACCCAAACAUCUGUUAUUGGCUGUAUCUUUCCUGCUGAUCUCUUACUGCAUAACUGCUCCCAUUUCAGCAUAAAACAUGUUCAUAAACAAGAAGAGGUUGUGCUGUGAACCAUGCAGACUGGU
Messenger RNA from Nematolebias whitei (Rio pearlfish), 2586 nucleotides. RefSeq names its product thymocyte selection-associated high mobility group box (gene tox). The record is from RefSeq and is a predicted model, not a curated record. Lineage: Eukaryota; Metazoa; Chordata; Actinopteri; Cyprinodontiformes; Rivulidae. Gene Ontology annotation, molecular function: chromatin DNA binding. Gene Ontology annotation, cellular component: nucleus. Gene Ontology annotation, biological process: leukocyte differentiation; regulation of transcription by RNA polymerase II.